Molecule: messenger RNA, 2119 nt
Organism: Spinacia oleracea (spinach)
Lineage: Eukaryota; Viridiplantae; Streptophyta; Magnoliopsida; Caryophyllales; Amaranthaceae
Product: serine/threonine-protein kinase PCRK1
Exons: 4
Coding region: 359-1741 (460 amino acids)
Biological process (GO): protein phosphorylation
Molecular function (GO): ATP binding; protein kinase activity
Source: RefSeq, a predicted model, not a curated record
UUUGGUAGCGUCUGACAUAGUUUGCCUACUCUUCUUCAACCUCCUCCCUUCUUUCUCUCUGCGCCCUCGUGAUCCUCUCUCUAAUUUUCCAUUUUCAAAUCUUUAUUAUAUUCCUUCUAAUCACAUUUCUCACUGCAAAUCAUCUGACAUUAUUACUUGUACUAAUUAAGCUUUCUUAUUCCAAUCAUUAAUCAAUAUUUUUUUAAACCAAUAAUAUUCUGCAAAUGUUAGUUGAUCCCCUCAACUCCACUCUUCAACCACCCCCCUUCUUCAUUUUCUCUCUCCUACCCAUUAUUAUUUCUCCUCCCAUUCUUCAGUUUAACAAUAACAUAAAUUUAAAAAUAUAAAAAUAAAAACUAUGAAGUGCUUCCAUUUCACAAAUGGAGAGAGAAGAUCCGACGACGGAGAAGACGACGUCGUUUCAUCGGGAAGAGCGAGGGUUUCUUGGGCUCGUUCUCUGAGUAUAGCUAGCAGUACCACCAGCACCACCGAUGUUAGGCGGUCGGAGUACGUCGGGGACUCGGAGUUUUCCGGUGAGUCGGCUGGAUUUUUCUCUCUCCUUGCGCAGAAUCGUCGAGUUUGUAACGAUCUGAAGGCGUUUACGUUUGCUGAACUGAAAUCGGCGACGCGUGGGUUUAGUCGAAGUCUUUUGGUUGGAGAAGGAGGGUUUGGUUGUGUUUACAAAGGAGUUGUUGCGAAUGUUAGGGUUUUUGAUUCCGAUGAUUAUGAAUUUGGUGAUUCUGUAAAUUCCAAGAUUGAUGUUGCUGUUAAGCAGCUUAAUCGUUACGGUUUCCAGGGGCAUAAAGAGUGGAUUAAUGAAGUGAAUUGGUUAGGUGUAAUCAAGCAUCCGAAUCUUGUCAAACUAGUUGGAUAUUGUGCCGAAGAUGAUGAAAGAGGGAUGCAGAGGCUUUUGGUGUAUGAGCUCAUGAAGAACAAAAGCCUGGAGGAUCACUUAUUGGGUCGAGAGCCAUCACAUUUACCGUGGAUGACAAGACUAAAAAUUGCACAGGAUGCAGCUCGUGGAUUGGCGUAUUUGCAUGAGGAAAUGGAUUUUCAGCUAAUAUUCCGAGAUUUUAAAACAUCAAAUGUUUUGUUGGAUGAAGACUUCAAUGCCAAGCUCUCAGACUUUGGAUUGGCUAGGCUGGGGCCAGCUGAGGGAUAUAGUCAUGUUUCAACAACAGUUGUAGGAACAGUGGGUUAUGCAGCACCUGAGUAUGUCCUUACUGGAAAGUUAACCAUCAAGAGUGACGUAUGGAGUUUUGGCGUGGUUCUAUAUGAGCUCAUAACAGGAAGACGAGCAGUUGAGAAAAACCUUCCACGGAAUGAACAGAAGCUCUUGGAGUGGGUUAGACCCUUUAUAUCGGAUUCAAAGAAGUUCCACUUAAUUUUAGAUUCACGGUUGGAGGGGCAAUACUGCAAAAAAUCAGCUCAGAGACUAGCAUCAUUAGCAAACAAGUGUCUUGCAAAGCAACCCAAAGCUCGCCCUAAAAUGAGUGAGGUUGUAGAGGUACUAGGUAAUAUCAUCGACGAGGCAUCACCACAGGAAGAAACCGAGUCCAAGUCUGUCAAAGAUGAUGAAGAUGAGAGUGAAGAACAUGGAGGAGAAACAGAGCACACAAAACCACCGAAAAAUUAUCUGAGGAAGGUACGGGAAAUAAAAGAAAUGGUGAAUCUGAGGAACAAAUCUAUAGGGAAACUAGAUUGGAAAAAUUGGACUCCUGGGUUGGUUAAAACUUUGUGAUAAGAAUAUGAGUGUUGUGGAUGAGAGGACAAGGCGCCCUUUUCGGGAUUUGGGUGGUAGUUGAUGUUAAAAAUGCAUAGUUUAGGAGCAAAUUUUGAUUUCAAGAUUUAUUUUAUUUAAUCCAAGCCCCCCUUCCUUGACUGCCUGGAUGGGAAAGUGAGGGAAAUCACAGUUGUAAAUAAUACUAGUAGGUGUAAACCAAAGCAUGAACAUUGAAGCUGGCUUUGCAUUUUGGUUGGAGAGUUGUUACCCGGUCGCUUUUCUCCAAGGUUUUUGCAGGUGGAAGAAUACAAGGAAGUCUAUGUAUGAUGUUUUUCCUUCAUUUGGUUACAGUUUUGACAAUUGGAAUUGAGAAUAUUCAUUUGUUUCUCAGCAGAA